GAGGAAAUGCGCACGCGCAGAAUUGAACGCGUUGUCCCAGAUGUUAACCGCCUCGCCUCGAAUGGCGGGUCAAGAGAAAUUGGAGAAAAAUGCUACCACAGCCUGGUGUCUUUCACUUUUUGUGGGAGAUUUGUUCAGGUACAGUGAAUGAAGGAAGUGCAGUGAGAACCUUUGGCAGGUUAACUGACUAUGAUGCUGAGAUAUCGAAGGCAGAUCUCUCUGUUCAUCACAACUCAAUUGAUUACCAUCUUCGGGUCCUAACUUCACUGGUGGAACCAUUUGAAGUUCAGAUUGGAGCAAAAUAUUUGGUACUUGGAGAGAUGGAAACCACAACAGGCAAUGUUCCUGUGAUCCAGGCUCGGCUACUAAUUAACGUGGAUGGAGUUGACUUACCAUUACUGGAACGUGCUGUACAGGAACAGAGAAGCAGGCGCUGGCAAGAACUCGACCCAGGUGUGAAGGGACGGCAGACUCUGUCACAAUGAGCGCUGGCGAUGGCUGAACCCAGGAGCGGAGGAAGGGCAGACACCCAUGAAGAGAAGGAAUCAAGAGGUUAGACAUAGAAACAUUAACAGCAUCGGCGGCACGACCGAGCAACACCAUGAGACAACUCAUUCUCCACAAACACACAAGAACUCUGCCCUAGUGCGAAAUGAGAGUCACCUUUAAAUAAUCAUAGAUUGCAGAAAACCUGUGACAGUCACAAUUAAUUGGAGAAGAUUCAACAGAAAGCACCAGGGCUUAAUGGCUCUAACAAUUGGUCAAUACAGGAGCUCAAGAAACCUAGAAGCCCAACGCUGUACGGCAAGCUGCAGAGGCCCGCAGGGCUCAUGACAAUUUCUUUGUUCUAUUGUGAAUGCCUGCAAGAAAAUGAAUCUCAGGGUAGUAUAUGGUAACAUAUCCGUACUUUGAUAAUAAAUUUACUUUGAACUUUGAUAUCCUAUAUUGAUUUCAAAGGAAUAAAACCAGGUAGUGUUCCUGAUGAGCAAAUUCAAUUAAAAUUAUUAUAAAUGUAUUAAAAGCCUGUUAUCCCUAAUUUAUUCCACUGCACAAACAGUUCCAGUUGUUCAAAGUGUAGGUAAACCAUCAUCUCAGGCAACCAGAUUUGGACACUAAUGGUAGCCUCCUCCAUUUCUCAUGGAAAUACAAAAGCUUUGUGAAAUAGUUUAGACUUAAUUUCGCAGAUACGAGGAAAUCUGCAG
Messenger RNA from Mobula hypostoma (lesser devil ray), 1202 nucleotides. RefSeq names its product TEN1 subunit of CST complex (gene ten1). Gene Ontology annotation, cellular component: CST complex. Gene Ontology annotation, biological process: negative regulation of telomere maintenance via telomerase. The transcript has 5 exons. The record is from RefSeq and is a predicted model, not a curated record. Gene Ontology annotation, molecular function: single-stranded DNA binding; telomeric repeat DNA binding; telomerase inhibitor activity. Bases 90 to 485 code for a protein of 131 amino acids. Lineage: Eukaryota; Metazoa; Chordata; Chondrichthyes; Myliobatiformes; Myliobatidae.